AUGGCUUCGACUCCCAGUGGCCAGAAUGUGCACGACCUGCAGCGUCUCUCAAUCGUGAGCAUCACCAAGGAGGGCGCGGCCGACAAGGGCAGCUACGCGGGCAUGAAGACGCCCGACGGCACCCCGGAGAUGCUCGAGGACGGCGCUCUGCGUCCCGGUGGUAUGCCCAACCUGAUGAGCCCAGACCACAUCGGUCUGGUGUUCCAGUACGCCGCCGUCGGUGUCGUCUACGGCAUGCUCCCGGAGACGGUGUACCCGUUCAUGCAGCAGUACCUCAACUGUAGCGGUGCUCAGGUCGCCGCCGCCAAGGAACUCGUGAUUCUGCCGUGGACUUUCAAGGUGUUCUACGGUAUCAUCUCCGACUGCUUCCCGAUCAUGGGCUACCGUCGUCGUCCGUACAUGGUCAUCGGCUGGGUUAUCUGCAUUGCGAUGCUCCUGCUCAUGGCCAUCAUGCCAAUCGGCGACCCGUACUACACCGUUGCGUCCGACCGCGACGUCCUCGCGUCGGACUACACCGCGGAAAUUAAGGCUCGCAUCAACUACGAUGCUCCGGGUGAAGGUGCCAAGUACGUCGUCAUCAUGUUCCUGGCUGCGUUCGGCUACGUGCUCUCGGACGUUUGCUCCGACAGUAUCGUGUGCGAGCUCGCCCAGCGUGAGCCUACUGCGAAGCGUGGCAAGACCCAGUCGGCCAUUUACACGGUCCGCACUACGCUGGUGAUCCUCGGUGAGCUGCUGGUCGGCUUCUGCUUUAACGGCGAGGAUUACGGCGGCGACUUCAACUUCUCGCUGAGCUUCCCGGAGCUCAUGAUCAUCAUGGUCGUGCUCACGGCGCCUGCGCUCCCCAUUACCUGGUACUUCAUCAAGGAGGAGAAGGCCGAGCGCGCUGACUUCCGCAAGUACAUCAAGGAGUUGUGGGAGCUGCUGUGCAAGCGCGUGGUGUACCAGGUCAUCGCCCACCACUUCUUCGCCGGCAUCUUCUCCAGCAUCUCGUACACGGCCAGUUCUCCGCUGCAGUCGUACCUGGUCGGCGUUACCCCCAUUAACAACACGCUCAACGACGUGCUGGGCCACCUCUGCUUCAUGACUGGUAUCAUGGUCACCUCCAAGUACGGUCUGCACUGGGACUGGCGAUGGAUGAUUGUGGCUACGGGUAUUGUCGUGAUCGUCGUCGACUCUGCUGUCGCCCUCAUUACUGUAUGGGAUGUUUUCCGCAACCAGUGGUUCUGGCUUGGCCCCCCUAUCGCCGUCCAGGUCCCGAGCGGUGUCGCCUGGAUCAUUGCUCUGUUCGUCACGGUCGAGAUCGCUGGUGUCGGUAACGAGGGUGCCGUGUACGGCCUCAUGACGACGGUCGGCAACCUGGCCUCGCCGUUCGGCACGACGCUGACGCUGCUCAUCAACGGUCCGUUCAACAUCACGAACGAGCGUGUGCAGGCGGACGACCACUCGAUCCGCACUGACAUCACAUGGACGAUCAUCAUCUCGUACGUCAUGAAGGUCGUCUCGUGGGGGUUCCUGGUGUGGCUGCCGCGCCAGAAGAAGGAGACGCAGGAGCUGGCCCGCAACGGCGGCUCCAGCAAGCUGCUGGGUGGCAUCACCAUCGGCUACCUGUCGUUCGCGCUCGUGUGGUCGCUGAUGGCCAACACCCUCGCCAUCUUCGACAGCACCUCGUGCCUCGUCAUUGCCGGCGGCAAGGGCUGCUAA
Molecule: messenger RNA, 1701 nt
Organism: Phytophthora sojae
Lineage: Eukaryota; Oomycota; Peronosporomycetes; Peronosporales; Peronosporaceae
Exons: 1
Coding region: 1-1701 (566 amino acids)
Source: RefSeq, a predicted model, not a curated record